CCUCGUCCCUACGGCCAACUUGCCAGUCAGUCCCUCGUCCGUCUUUACCUUUUCCCUCCCGUAUCUGCCACGGCAUCAUCAUUCUGACUCGGCUCAUGGUGAUCACCGUCAUGGCCACCACUCAGCCAAGGUACAGCUCAUCCGCCAAGAGGCCGAGCAAAGGCGCGCCGAAGAGCAGUGCUGCAUCCUCACGCCGCCUUCCGCUCCUGGCCACUCUGCUCCUCGCUCUAUGCUUCAUCGUCUCGCCGGUCCUCUCCCUGGGUAUCAUAUCCUUCGACUAUGGCGCCGACUCGCUCAAGACGGCUCUUAUCAAGCCGGGCAUGACGCCAGAUGUGGUACUCACACGCGACUCGAAGCGAAAGCUGUCCUCCGUGGUGGCCUGGAAGAUGGCUGAUCGCUCCUUUGGCACAGACGCAAGUAACCUCGCAACACGCUACCCUGGAGAUUCCUUCCCUGAUCUCAAACUGUUGCUGGGAAGGUCUGCCGAUGAGCAAGAUCAGCAGCUCCGGGAUCGAUACACAGCAUUGCUGGGCUCGCAGCUCGUUUCUACCGACAGGGGUACCAUUGCAGCCACGCGCGCAACCGACUACACAAAGGAUGGUUCCGGACCAGACACGCACACCGUCGAAGAGAUGGUCGCCAUGCAGCUCUCUCAUGCCCGUAUGCUUGCAGAGGAGACUGCCGGAGAGAAGGUCAAGGUCACAUAUCCUGGCACCAUCGGUAGCUACGGCGGCCUUGAGACAGUAGUGACAGUCCCCACCUUCUGGACGGCAGCGGAGCGACAGGCCAUCUUCGACGCUGCCACUCUGGCUGGCUUCAGACCUCGUCUGGUCAGCGAUGCUGCAGCUGCUGCCACAUCGCUCGCCUUGACCAGAAAUUUUGCGACUCCUGAGCUCCACCUGCUCUACGAUUCCGGUCACUCCGCUACUAGGGCAUCUCUGGUCCGGUUUUCCACCAAGUCUUUCCCGACGGAGGACCUCUUUGGCACAUCGAUGAAGGAACACACCUUCAUCGAAGUCCUCUCCACCGGCUGGUCGCGCGAAGCUGGAGGAUUGGCUCUCGAUGAGAUUCUGAGGGAGAUUUUAGUUGAGAAGUACAAGGAGUCAAAGAAGUCAGAUGAUGUGGCGAAGAAUGCAAGAGCGAUGGCGAAGCUGCUCGCCUCCGCCUCGAAGGCUAAGCAUGUGCUCUCUGCCAAUCAAGACGCUCGAGUCUCCAUCGAGGGUCUCAUUGGAGACGUCGACUUCAGAGCUACAGUCACCAGAGAAGAAUUCGAGGCUGCUGUUGAAGCAAAGGGACUCGGCGGGUCCUUCAGCUCGCCCAUCUCGGACGCUCUUACGCGAGGAGAGGCGAAACUGUCUGACUUGACAUCGGUCAUUUUCAUCGGAGGCAACACGCGUGUGCCGCUCGUCCAGAAAUCGGUAGCUCAGGCAGGCGUUCCUGCGAGCCUUGUGGCACAGAAUCUCAAUGCUGACGAAGCCAUGGCUCUAGGUGCAGGAUUCUAUGGCGCUAGCUUCAACCCACAGCUGAAGAUGAAGCCCGUCCGAGUCGCAGAUAUCAACCCUUACUCGGUUGUCUUGACCGACUCGGAAGGAACGGAAGAUCAGUUGUGGAAGGGAAGCCCAGAGACUUUGGAGCAAGAGUACAAGCAUCGCUACUAUGAGGGAGUGUACACCGACUUUGGCUUCGAGAUUGGCUAUGGCGCAGAGGCUGCUGCAGAAGGCAAGCUGGACACUUUUGGCAGGCCACUGUACAGGGCUGAAGUGGAAGAGAUCGACACUACCCUCAGCGCGCUGAAGGCAGCAGGUGAUCUGAACAAGGUGGAGACCUCGGUCAACGUGACCUUUGUGCAGAGGCCGCUGGGCACCGUGGUCGUGCAAAGCGCUUGGCUGAUCGUCAAGCCAAAGAAGGGAGGAGGUGUGGUUGGGGCCCUUCGCAGCUUCUUCAGCGCCAAGUCGGACAAGGAAGAUGAUACCGCCGCCGCCGAUUCAAACAGCGACUCAGCGACCAACGAUACCGCCGCUGCCGCUGUCAACGAAACAACGCCAUCCGCCGAGACGGCUGACCUCCUGCACGAUAAGCACAUUCGUCUGACAGUGCAGACCAUCCCGCAAGGCUCAGUCAAGCCCAUGUCUGGCGCGGCGCAGAAGGUCUCCCAGGACAAGCUCUACUUGGCUGAUGCCACUGCUCGUCGGAAGUUGCAGCGCGAGGAGUACCGCAAUAAGCUCGAGGCGUACGUGUACCGGAUGCGCGAGUUGGCUUCGGGUGGAGACAAGACUUUCGAAGAGUCUUCUACCUCUGCUGAGCGAAGUAAGAUUGAGUCUGCCUCUUCGGAGACUUCCGAGUGGCUCAGCAGCGGCGGUGGGGAGAGCGAUCGCACGACGGUCGAGGAUCUGAAGAAGCGUCUCAGCUCACUGGAGCAGCUCGUCACCCCCAUCGAGGGCAGGAUGGUCGAAGCUCGUGGACGAUCUGGCGCCGCGAAGCGAAUGCAGCGUGCCCUCGAUCUCACCGAGGAGUUCCUCACCGAGGCCAACACCAACCUCACGGCAGCCAUCACCGAGGGCACUUCUUCUCGCUACUCUCGCACCGAUCUAGAUUCUCUCCAAUCUUCCCUCAAGGGUGACAAGGAUUGGUUCACCAAGGUCAGCAAGGAGCAAGAGAAGAAGAAGCGCGAAGAAGAGCCUGCGUGGAAGGUGGAUGAGGCAGAGAAGAGGGCGAGGAAGUUGCUAGAUAAGGUUACUAAGCUCAAGAAGAGGAGGAUACCCAAGACGAGGCCUAGCUCCAGCUCUGCCAGCAGCAAUGCUGCGAGCGCUAGUGGUAGCAAGAGUAGCUCUGCUGGCGAGGGCAAAAAGUCAGUCGCGGCGACCGAAGAGGAGACGCUCAAGCACGAGGAGCUCUAGAAGGCGUCACUGUCGACGUUUCAUAUUGCCUACGGGCUGCGGUAGAAAGUGAAGUUGUAGCUAGAGAUAUGAGAGGGAUUCCUUUGUGACCCAGUGUGCAAAGCAAGUGAUCUUUACAUUGCAAUGAAAUGAUCUUCUCAACCCGACCUCUAACAUGGUAUGCCUCGCCGGUGUGCUCGCCUA
Messenger RNA from Microstroma glucosiphilum, 3080 nucleotides. RefSeq names its product actin-like ATPase domain-containing protein. Bases 111 to 2897 code for a protein of 928 amino acids. NCBI's taxonomy places the organism in Eukaryota, Fungi, Basidiomycota, Exobasidiomycetes, Microstromatales, Microstromataceae. The record is from RefSeq and is a predicted model, not a curated record. The transcript has a single exon. Gene Ontology annotation, cellular component: endoplasmic reticulum chaperone complex. Gene Ontology annotation, biological process: cellular response to hypoxia; negative regulation of hypoxia-induced intrinsic apoptotic signaling pathway; endoplasmic reticulum unfolded protein response. Gene Ontology annotation, molecular function: ATP-dependent protein folding chaperone; ATP binding.